ACCAGUCCUCUGUGAUCCAUCACUGUUGUUUGCAGCUUCUGGGUCAAAUAAAUGGAGAAAUGUUUUGAAGGUGGACUGUUUUUUCUCUCAUGGUGGAGCUGAAUUUGAAAUAGAAAAGGAAGGAUCCAAGAAACGCAGUUUCAGCUUGCUCCAACUGCCCUCAUCGGCAUCAUAAUCUUCCCAUUAUUUCGACAAAGGGCUGCACCACUAGGAUUAAACGUGUACCAAGUGGAGAUUUCGUCUACUACUACAGAACUAUGGUUGGAUCUUAUGAUUUCCUAUUGAGGCCUUAGCAAGUCGGCUCUGGCUGGUUCAUGGACUCUUGAAGGGGAGACGGCACACGAGGGAGGGGAUAAUGCAUACCCCUCCUGUGCUGAUCUCAGAAGCCGCCAUGAGCAACGUGACUGUCCUCGACACCUCGGAUCCCUCUAACCUCGAUAUGACCCAGUCUGCCGCCCCCUACCCCGUCAGCUUCCAGGUGUCACUGACAGGGUUCCUGCUGCUGGAGAUUGUGCUGGGCCUAAGCAGUAACCUGACAGUGCUGGUCCUCUACUGCAUGAAGCAGAAUCUCAUCACCUCCGUGUCCAACAUCGUCACCAUGAAUCUGCAUGUCCUAGACGUACUAGUGUGUGUGUCUUGCAUCCCUCUGACUGCCGUGGUAAUACUCCUCCCCCUAGAGGCUGAUACAGCGCUGGUCUGCUGCUUCCACGAGGCCUGUGUCUCCUUCGCUAGCGUAGCCACUGCCUCGAACGUGCUAGCCAUCACUGUCGACCGCUACGACAUCUCAGUGCGUCCAGCCAACCGCAUGCUAACAAUGGGCCGCGCCGUGGCUCUGCUGGGCUUAAUUUGGGCUAUGUCCUUCUUCAGUUUCCUGGUCCCCUUCAUGGAGGUGGGCUUCUUCAGUGAUUUUGGCUCAGAGUUCGUCAACCAGACUGCAGUUGCCUCUGUGGUCCAUACUAAUGAGUACUAUACAGAGCUGGGGCUGUACUAUCACCUCUUGGCUCAGAUACCCAUCUUCUUCUUCACGGCCGUAGUCAUGCUGGUGACCUACUACAAGAUACUCCAGGCACUGAACAUCCGCAUCGGGACGCGCUUCCAACACAACCAGCCCAAGAAGAAGCCCCGCAAGAAGAAGACCAUCUCCUUGACCACCGCAACGCAGGUGGAAUCUACAGAUGCGUCCCAGGGCAGCGGGGCAGUCCGAGGGGGCGGAAACCCACCUGCGGUCCUGUCCAUGCGGACCUCCGUCUCCGUCCUCAUGGCUCUGCGCAGGGCCGUUAAACGCCACCGGGAACGGCGGGAGAGGCAGAAACGCGUCUUCAGGAUGUCCCUACUCAUCAUCUCCACCUUCCUGCUCUGCUGGACGCCCAUCACAGUCCUCAACACGGUCAUCCUCAGCGCAGGGCCCUCAGACUUCACGGUCAAGUUGCGGUUGGGUUUCCUGGUCAUGGCCUACGGGACGACCAUCUUCCACCCGCUGCUCUACGCCUUCACCAGGCAGAAGUUCCAAAAGGUGUUGAAGAGCAAGAUGAAGAGGGUGGUGUCCGUGGUGGAGGCUGAGCCCACGCCCAACAACGUGGUCAUUCACAACUCCUGGAUCGACCCCAAGAGGAACAACAAGAAAGUCACCUUCGAGGAGACUGAGGUCAGGCAGAAGUGUCUAUCUUCCCAGGAUCCGGAUUCAAACAACAUCGUCUGUCAUCCAUGAUAAGGCUAUAGUGCAUCGUGAAGAUUGGCGCGGCUUGGGGGAAGUUGUUAAGUCGAAAGACAUACCUCUCAACAGAGGUGGCAGAGUGGGAUAACUUGGAAUAAGCUAUGUCCAUCUUCAGAGAAAGUGGAAUAAAGAGAUCAUUUCUGAGAAGCCAUUGAAUAUCUGCAUGUCUAGAGGGAGUUGGUAGACAUGAGUGUGCGCCAUGGUCAAGAUAGAAAAGCUUCGGUUCAGAAGAUGCAGAAUAAGAGAAAGUGGAUUAUGAGGACGUGAAAUAAGAAUAAAAUGGAUUAAGCAAUGGACACAUACA
Molecule: messenger RNA, 2018 nt
Organism: Salvelinus fontinalis (brook trout)
Lineage: Eukaryota; Metazoa; Chordata; Actinopteri; Salmoniformes; Salmonidae
Product: G-protein coupled receptor 22-like
Exons: 4
Coding region: 356-1708 (450 amino acids)
Biological process (GO): G protein-coupled receptor signaling pathway
Cellular component (GO): membrane
Molecular function (GO): peptide binding; G protein-coupled receptor activity
Source: RefSeq, a predicted model, not a curated record